AUGGCCCCUGAACUCCCGAACCCAGUCGAAGCCUCUACUCACGUCCUAGCCCUCCUGGACCGUCUACACAGACAAUCCGAGCACCAAGAAUCAACCUUUGACUUCUCUGCGUACACUCCCGACACAUUCCGCAGCGCCGUCGAGGACAAAUUCAUUGCCCUCGACCAAGACAAAUGUCAUGCAGUCUACCAGCUCUGCCGGGCCACCAACGCCAAGAACAUCGUCGAAGCCGGCACCUCUUUCGGCGUGAGCACAAUGUACUUGGGGCUUGCCGUCACACGCAACGUACAUGCUACGGGUGGACCAGGAGUGGUCAUUGGCACGGAACAUGAGCCCUCGAAAGCCGAACAGGCUCGUGCAUACUGGGCCGAAGCAGGGGACGAGGUCUCUCGACACAUUGAUCUCCGAGUCGGCGACCUAAGGGAAACUCUCAAGACGAAUCUCCCCCAGAUAGAUCUUCUGUUACUUGAUAUUUGGACACCGAUGGCUCUCCCGGCGCUGCAACUGGUCCAGCCAAGACUUCGGUACGGCGCUGUGGUGAUCGUCGACAACACCAUCGGAGCUGCUAAGGGAUAUAGAGAUCUUCUCGCACACAUGAGGGCGCCUGGUAGUGGCUUUAUCAACUUGACACUGCCUUACAAUAAAGGUCUAGAGAUGAGUGUGUAUGUUCCAACCCAACAGUAG
Messenger RNA from Exophiala viscosa, 684 nucleotides. Its product is annotated as putative O-methyltransferase. Lineage: Eukaryota; Fungi; Ascomycota; Eurotiomycetes; Chaetothyriales; Herpotrichiellaceae. The record is from RefSeq and is a predicted model, not a curated record. The coding region runs from base 1 to 684 and encodes 227 amino acids. The transcript is spliced from 2 exons.